Camelina sativa (false flax) is the source of this 581-nucleotide messenger RNA. Lineage: Eukaryota; Viridiplantae; Streptophyta; Magnoliopsida; Brassicales; Brassicaceae. The record is from RefSeq and is a predicted model, not a curated record.
UCAGCUGAAAAUAUACAAUCAUAACAAUGGCUGGAGGCACAGCUCUAACUCCAACCUCUGUAGGAUCCAAGUCAGUUCCAAUGAGGAACCAUGAAGCAACCGAGAGAGGCAAUAACAACAACAGCAACCUGAAAGCAUUACCCAAAGCGGUCCAACCGGUUUCAUCAAUCGAAGGAGAGAUGGCUAAGAGGCCACGUGGCAGACCCGCUGGCUCCAAGAACAAACCCAAACCUCCAAUCAUUGUGACUCACGACAGUCCAAAUUCCCUCAGAGCUAAUGCCGUCGAGAUCAGCUCAGGUUGUGACAUCUGUGAGACUUUAUCGGAUUUCGCAAGAAGGAAACAGAGAGGUCUCAGCAUACUCAGUGCCAAUGGUUGUGUCACCAAUGUGACAUUAAGGCAACCAGCUUCAUCAGGAGCAAUUGUGACAUUACACGGACGUUACGAGAUCCUCUCAUUGCUUGGAUCAAUCUUGCCUCCACCAGCACCACUUGGAAUAACUGGUCUGACCAUUUACUUAGCCGGACCUCAAGGACAGGUUGUUGGUGGAGGAGUGGUUGGUGGGNAAAAUAUACAAUCAUAA